This is a messenger RNA of Nakaseomyces glabratus, 390 nucleotides long. RefSeq lists its product as uncharacterized. NCBI's taxonomy places the organism in Eukaryota, Fungi, Ascomycota, Saccharomycetes, Saccharomycetales, Saccharomycetaceae. The record is from RefSeq and is a predicted model, not a curated record.
AUGAAGUAUAAUAUUAAUAUAAAUCUAACCCAUUCAAAGGCCGCCAGCCGACCCACCCACGUAUAUCUAUAUAACACCUAUAUAUAUUUAUGCUGCGCGAUACCAUGGAUAAGAUCAUUAAGGAGUAGCACAUGUGAUCUCAUUUCUUACAGGCCAGUGACAAAAGUAUCAAACGCGAAAAGAGACUCUGCCAAGGAGAAGCGCGAAAAGCGUUUCCAGUUGUCAGGGCUCAGAAUAGAGCUGAUCCGUGCAAAACUCCUUAGAAACGAGUGCACAAUGGGGGGGGGAUCAUGGUACCAAAAAUCUCAAUUCCAAUUACGAAAGCCUUCAUUUACUUGUUUUGGAUACUGGUUUGUAGGUCUGCAAGAGCGUACCUGGCAUUCUGUGUGA